Miscanthus lutarioriparius is the source of this 771-nucleotide messenger RNA. Lineage: Eukaryota; Viridiplantae; Streptophyta; Magnoliopsida; Poales; Poaceae. The record is from the annotation of a GenBank genome assembly.
AUGAACGUGAAGGGCGGCGGCCGGAUUCCGGUGCCCCCGCCGGGGGCCUGCGCGCUGGUCAAGGUGGCCGUGCUCGGCGGCGCCGCCGUCUACGCCGCCAUGAACAGCCUCUACAACGUCGAGGGUGGCCACCGCGCCAUCGUCUUCAACCGCAUCCAGGGCAUCAAGGACAAGGUAUACCCUGAAGGGACUCACUUUAUGAUUCCAUGGUUUGAACGGCCAAUCAUUUAUGAUGUCCGUGCUCGGCCGAAUCUUGUUGAGAGUACUUCUGGGAGCCGGGAUCUUCAGAUGGUGAAAAUUGGUCUCCGUGUCCUCACAAGGCCUAUGCCAGAGAGUCUACCACAUAUCUACCGAACUUUGGGGGAGAACUUCAAUGAGAGAGUUUUGCCUUCAAUCAUCCAUGAGACACUGAAAGCUGUUGUUGCUCAAUACAAUGCUAGUCAGCUGAUCACACAGAGAGAGGAGUUUACUCACGCCAUUGAAGCCAAGCAGGUUGCUGCGCAGGAAGCUGAGCGUGCUAAGUUUAUUGUCGAGAAAGCUGAGCAAGAUAAGAGAAGUGCAAUUAUCAGGGCUCAGGGAGAGGCUAAGAGUGCGGAGCUGAUUGGUCAAGCCAUCGCGAACCACCCUGCCUUCCUUGCCCUACGGCAGAUUGAAGCUGCAAGGGAGAUCUCACACACGAUCUCGGCCUCUGCCAACAAGGUGUUCCUGGACUCCAACGACCUGCUGCUCAACCUCCAGCAGCUGAAUGUAUCGAGCAAGCAGAAGAAAUGA